AAGCAGCUUACAAAACAAACACAUUACCAUGAACUCCUUCGUUGUAUUCGUCGCCCUCGCCGUCGCUGGCGCCAACGCCGGACUCAUCGGCGCCCCUCUUGCCGCCCCCUUGGCUACCAGCGUCGUCUCCACCCGCACCAUCGCCGCUCCCGCUCUCGCUGCUCCCUUGGCCACCACCGGUUUGAUCGGCGCCCCCGGUUUGAUCGGUGCGCCCGGUUUGAUCGGCGCCCGUUCUGUUAUCGGUGCUCCCUUGGCCACCACCGGUUUGAUCGGCGCUCGCUCUGUUAUUGGAGCCCCCGCCAUCUCCACCCUCGCCGCCGCUCCUUUGGCCACCGGUGUGAUCGGCGCCCCCGGUUUGAUCGGUGCUCGCUCCGUCAUUGGUGCCCCCGCCAUCUCCACCCUCUCCGCCGCUCCCUUGGCCGCUUGGUAAAAACUGUGAUAAUUUGUUUGUUGAUCAUGUCCUCAACGACAUCACUAAAUAAAGUUAUUUAUUGAAGUUA
This is a messenger RNA of Zophobas morio, 500 nucleotides long. Its product is annotated as larval cuticle protein F1-like. The record is from RefSeq and is a predicted model, not a curated record. The transcript is spliced from 2 exons. NCBI's taxonomy places the organism in Eukaryota, Metazoa, Arthropoda, Insecta, Coleoptera, Tenebrionidae. The coding region runs from base 29 to 430 and encodes 133 amino acids.